This is a messenger RNA of Aricia agestis (brown argus), 1045 nucleotides long. Its product is annotated as GPN-loop GTPase 3. Gene Ontology annotation, molecular function: GTPase activity. The coding region runs from base 202 to 1029 and encodes 275 amino acids. NCBI's taxonomy places the organism in Eukaryota, Metazoa, Arthropoda, Insecta, Lepidoptera, Lycaenidae. The record is from RefSeq and is a predicted model, not a curated record. The transcript has 5 exons.
GAUAAGACAUCAACAAACCGACAAAAUACUUUGUAAUUUGAAUAAUAAGUUUUGUUAGGACAAAACAACAAAUAAUUAUUAGAUUUGAUCACUUUUUUGCGAAACUUUUAAGUCCGUUAUAUCUUCAUUCAUAAAUCAUAAGUGUCUUGUGAAUGUAACAUAACUUCAUAAAUCCAUUGUUUCUUCUUGCUUUUAUAAAAAAUGCGCUAUGCACAACUAGUUGUGGGUCCGGCGGGAAGUGGAAAAUCUACAUAUUGUUCAACAAUAUUAAAACAUGCUGCUGCCACGAAGAGAAUCGUCGAAGUAGUAAAUUUAGAUCCAGCGGCUGAACACUUUGAUUAUGAACCUUUGGUAGACAUAAGGGAGUUAAUACACCUUGACGAUGCCAUGGAGGAUGAAGAACUGCAAUUCGGGCCUAAUGGGGGUCUUGUUUUUUGUAUAGAAACCCUUCUGGAGAACUUAGAUUGGUUGGAAGAGCAGCUUGGUGAUGUAGAUGAUGACUACAUCCUGUUCGACUGUCCAGGCCAGAUAGAACUAUAUACACAUUUACCUGUGAUGAGAAAGCUCGUAGACACCCUGGAGAAGUGGAACUUCAGAAUAUGUGUUGUGUUCAUGAUUGACUCGCAAUUCAUGGUUGAUGGUGCAAAGUUUUUGUCAGGUACAAUGGCUGCUCUCAGUGUGAUGGUGAAUUUGGAAUUGCCUCAUGUAAACAUAUUAACCAAAAUGGAUCUACUAAGUAAAACAGCACGGAAACAGCUGGACAACUAUUUAGAUCCAGAUCCACAUAUUUUAUUAGCAGACAUGAGAAAUGCUAAGUCAAAAUGGCAUGAAAAGUAUGCUAAACUAACAGAAGCCAUUGGAGAAGUUAUUGAAAACUUUAGUUUAGUUAGAUUCUAUCCUCUCAAUAUAAAAGAUGAAGAAAGCAUAGAGAAUAUUCUACUCACAAUAGACAACAUCAUACAGUAUGGCGAAGACGCUGAUGUGAAAAUCAGAGAUUUUGAUGAACCUGAUCCUGAUGAGGAUGAAUAAAUACCAUAUUUUUAAU